AGAACUUCCUGUCUUUUUGCUCCUCUGGCAGCCAGCCAUUUGUUCCCAGACUUAUUUUUCAGGGCCCCAUACGCCAAGGAUCAGAGUGGGUGUUUGUCUUUUUUUAAAUUUAUGUCAGCUUGUCUCUGCCUUCAGCCGUGACAACUCAGCACACAUCUGAGUAGCUUUCCCUUUGACAUCCAGAGUUCACAAUGUUACUCUACACUGCGGAUAUUAUGAGACCCUUCAUACAAGGCUGUUUUUAAUAUCUUGUCUUUGAGGGAGGAAAAAGAAGGCUGCUCUCAAGAACAGCCAGACAGAAGAGAGCCAAUAGUCUUAUUUCCCUGCCUCUGAUCUUCUAAGGACUUACUUGGAAACUGCAUUAUCAGGAGUGGAGCCCAGGAAACUGAAGCCAAGCAGAAAGUGUCCGGAGCCAGAUAACAAGGACAGAGGUAUCUUAUACUAGUGCUGCCCAGAAGUGGACUGUGGGACAUCUUAAAGCCUAUGUGAAGCGUGAGGGGGAUGCAAAAUGAACAGAAAUUUCAGCAAAUUACAGACAUGGAUCACCCAGAAAAGCUACAAGACAGACAACAAGAGCCAGAUGACAAAAGCCAGGAGCAGAAGAGAGAGCCAGAACUGCCCUCUGUAUGCUCAGAGCUGAGAAUUCUUCUCUUGGGGAAACAUGGUGCAGGGAAGAGUGCAACAGGAAACAGCAUCCUCAGGAAGCGAGUGUUUGAGUCCAAGUUCAGUGACGUUCCAGUGACCAAAACUUGCAAGAAAGAAAGUGGAACUGUGGGAAAGAGGGAAGUUGUGGUCAUUGAUACUCCUGAUCUUUUCUCUCCAAACAUCUCUACUGAAGAGAGGGAACAAGAGAUCAGGCACUGCAUCACCCUCUGUUCUCCUGGUCCCCACAUCCUGCUCUUAGUGACUCCUCUUGGCCAUCACACAGUGGAAGAUAAAGAGAUAGCGAAGGGCAUCCAGGAGCUCUUUGGAGCUGAAGCCAGGAGGCACAUGUUACUUCUCAUCACAAGGAAAGAAGAUCUGGGAGAUGAAUCACUUCCAGUGUAUGUUCAAAACACUGAGUACCUGAAGGAGCUGGUUCAGAAUUGUGGGGAUCGGUAUUGUGCUUUCAACAACAAAGUAGAUGGGGAAGAACAGGAUUCUCAGGUUCAGGGGCUCCUUGAGGACAUUGAAUUGUUGAUGAAGCAGAAAGGUGGCCAGUGCUAUGCUGAAUUUAAUGUGAGUGGAAGAAAGCAAGAAAAUACUAUGGACUCCAAAGCAGAUAUCUCACCAAAACUACCAGAUACCCUAGAAAGGAAGAGUUGUGUGACAGGAGUCAAAACACAUCAAAAGGAACCCAAUCUACCUGAUAUGCUGAGCCUCAUCCUUGUAGGGAGAAGUGGGACUGGGGAAGAGCUCAACUGGGAACACCAUUAUUGGGGAGCAUACUUUUGUAGCCAAACUUGCUGGAAAAUCAGUCACUACAACCUGUCAGAAUAAGGACAGAACCUGGAAAGAGAAGACUAUUAUAGUUGUUGAUACUCCAUCCUUUGACCUUACCCUGGCUAGUGAAGAUCUUCUUUCUAAACAAGGGAAAGAAGUCGUUCGUAGCCUUUGCCUAUCUCCAGGAGCCAGAGUCUUCAUUCUGGUGAUUCAGCUGGGCAGGUUCACUCAAGAAGAUGAGAAGAGCAUUAGGGAACUAAAAGCCGUAUUUGGAAAUGAGAUCACUGAGCACAUGA
Messenger RNA from Phascolarctos cinereus (koala), 1718 nucleotides. Lineage: Eukaryota; Metazoa; Chordata; Mammalia; Diprotodontia; Phascolarctidae. The record is from RefSeq and is a predicted model, not a curated record.